This is a messenger RNA of Leptosomus discolor (cuckoo roller), 565 nucleotides long. NCBI's taxonomy places the organism in Eukaryota, Metazoa, Chordata, Aves, Leptosomiformes, Leptosomidae. The record is from RefSeq and is a predicted model, not a curated record.
AUGGCAUCGCCGGACGGAGCCAGUGGCGUGGGCGGCAGCCCCGAGGAGACAGAGCUUAGCAUCACCCUGACCCUUCGCAUGCUCAUGCAUGGCAAGGAGAUCGGCAGCAUCAUCGGCAAGAAAGGAGAGACUGUUAAGAGGAUACGAGAGCAGAGCAGCGCACGCAUCACCAUCUCAGAGGGGUCCUGCCCUGAGCGCAUCACCACCAUCACCGGCUCCACCGAUGCCGUCUUCCGCGCCGUCUCCAUGAUUGCCUUCAAGCUGGAGGAGGACCUGGGAGCAGGGAGCGACGGGGCAGCAGUGGGCAGAGCACCGGUGACCCUGCGCCUCGUCAUUCCGGCCAGCCAGUGUGGCUCGCUCAUCGGCAAGGCAGGAGCUAAGAUCCGGGAGAUUCGGGAGAGCACGGGGGCACAGGUGCAGGUGGCCGGUGACCUGCUGCCCAACUCCACUGAACGGGCUGUCACCGUCUCAGGGGUGCCAGACACCAUCAUCCAGUGCGUGAGGCAGAUCUGCGCCGUCAUCCUGGAGGUACCUGCCAAGCCCUGUGUCCAGCCCAGGGGAGCAC